Molecule: messenger RNA, 677 nt
Organism: Prorocentrum cordatum
Lineage: Eukaryota; Dinophyceae; Prorocentrales; Prorocentraceae
Source: the annotation of a GenBank genome assembly
GCCCCCCUCCCAUUCUCGGCUCCUGGCCGACGGGCCCCGCGGCAGCCGCGCUCCGCCGCCGGCGCCGCCCCGUGGCUUGUCGGCAAUGGCCACCGCCGCCGCCUGCAGGCACCGCGCGCGCCGCGGCGGCGCGGCGGCCGCCGCCCCAUGGCCCGCCGCCGGGACCGAGGCGAGGCGGAGAGGGUACGCCGCGGGGCCGGGCGCGCGGAGCAGGCGACCGCUCCUCGUGCUCGCGCUCCUGGGCCUCUGCCGCGCCGCCGCGGCGGAGGAUGCGGCGGCUGCGGGCGAGGCGGAGGGCUCCUUUCGACUCGGAGCCCGAGCAGAUGAGCAUGGAGGAUGCCGUGCUGACCCUGAUGAAGAGCCUGAAGAAUCUGAAGGAGAUCGAGAAGAGGGACGGCCUCUCCGACAACGCCAGGUCGCAGCUGGACGCGCUGAAGGGCAAGUUGUCGGGCCUGGGGCUCGAUCCCGAGGAGCUCGAGCGCACCGCCGCCGGGGAGGGGGGCGGGCAAGGCGGCCUGCUGCCCAAACCCUCCAUGAAGGGCGGGCUGCUGGCGCUGAUACCCAUGGGCGCCAUGGUGCUAUUCCUCGGGAAGAAGUUUUACGACAUGCAGCAGCGGCAGUUGGGCGAUGCCGACAGGAAGAAAAAAAAGAAGAGGGACGGCCCAAAGUCAAAGUAG